UCAGCUGACCCUCCGUAGACAUCUUUGAGAGUCACGACUGCGGCGAUUAAUUCAAAGCUCUUCUUCCUCUGAGACUCUCCGGACCCGGGCGGAUCUCCCUAACACCCGCAGCCAUGGCGCUCAGCGAUGCCGACGUUCAGAAGCAGAUCAAGCACAUGAUGGCCUUCAUCGAGCAGGAGGCCAACGAGAAGGCAGAGGAAAUCGAUGCAAAGGCGGAGGAGGAGUUCAACAUCGAGAAGGGCCGUCUGGUUCAAACCCAGAGGCUGAAGAUAAUGGAGUACUACGAGAAGAAAGAGAAGCAGAUCGAGCAACAGAAGAAAAUUCAAAUGUCCAACCUGAUGAACCAGGCUCGACUGAAGGUCCUGAAGGCCCGAGAUGACAUGAUCUCCGAAAUGCUGAAUGAGGCUCGCCAGCGGCUCGCUAAUGUCGCAAAAGACCCGGCGAGGUAUCCCUCUCUCUUGGAUGGAUUGAUCUUACAGGGAUUCUAUCAGCUUCUGGAGCCCAAGGUGACGACCCGCUGCCGUAAACAGGACGUGCAGCUGAUACAGGCGUCCAUCCAGAGGAACAUUCCCAUCUAUAAAGAAGGUGUGAAGAACAACCUGGAGGUCCGCAUCGACCAGGACAACUUCCUCUCCCCUGACAUCUGUGGAGGGAUUGAGGUCUAUAACAGCAACGGGAAGAUCAAGGUGGCCAACACUCUAGAGAGCAGGCUGGACCUCAUGGCUCAGCAGAUGAUGCCUGAAAUCCGAGUGGCUCUGUUUGGCGCCAACCCAAACCGCAAGUUCCUGGACUGAGUCGCCGUAUCAGAGGAAAACGGAAAAUCCCCCUUUUUAUUUUUUAUGUUGUCAAAUGAAAGACGUCAUUCCUCGUGUCUGUGAAGCGACGGAAUCUCCGACGCCGAAGAGUCGCGUUGUUGUUGUGUGAUGUGUUGCUGUAUUUUUCUGUGCAUUAAGGGACGAGAUAAAAGCUGCAACUUAAAAUUACAGAUGUGCAUCAUCAUCCUCCUCAUCAUCAUCGAAGAUACUGCACAGCUGUGAUGGUUAACUCUCCCCCCCCCCCCGCCCCCCCCCUCCGAGGGUCUCGGUUUACACUGAUGAGUCGGGGAUGACUGGAUGUUUUAACAGGUUGCUCUCUAAUUGAAUCAGGCUUCAUGACACGCACACGUCAUCUGUGUGUCAGCUCUCCCUCUGUCAUUAACCUCUCCCCCACAUUAGAAGUUGAAUGGGGCGUUGUGUUGCUAACGGGUCUCUGCUCCAACCAAUCACAGAGGCAAAACAAAUAGCGUCCGUGAGACAAAACCCGAGACCGAGCUUGACCUUCCGCAGUUAAUUUAUUGCCGUUGCAUCGACCUGUCUGUUAUUCUUCCGUCAUGAGUUCACGAGUGGGUGCUAUCAUUCCAGGGCGGGCACUGUAUGUGUAUGAGGUUUCCAGAGUAAAUUAUAUGUAUGUGUGGUUGUUGUAUAUUGUUUGUUUUUUUGGGAUUGUGUCUCAAACUGAAAAUGUUAAAUUGUGGAAAUUGUAAAACAUAAUAAAAUAUAAAUCAUUAGUACCA
Molecule: messenger RNA, 1552 nt
Organism: Limanda limanda (common dab)
Lineage: Eukaryota; Metazoa; Chordata; Actinopteri; Pleuronectiformes; Pleuronectidae
Gene: atp6v1e1b
Product: ATPase H+ transporting V1 subunit E1b
Exons: 10
Coding region: 114-794 (226 amino acids)
Biological process (GO): proton transmembrane transport
Cellular component (GO): proton-transporting two-sector ATPase complex, catalytic domain
Molecular function (GO): proton-transporting ATPase activity, rotational mechanism
Source: RefSeq, a predicted model, not a curated record